Penicillium cinerascens is the source of this 252-nucleotide messenger RNA. RefSeq lists its product as uncharacterized. The record is from RefSeq and is a predicted model, not a curated record. Lineage: Eukaryota; Fungi; Ascomycota; Eurotiomycetes; Eurotiales; Aspergillaceae. The transcript is spliced from 2 exons. The coding region runs from base 1 to 252 and encodes 83 amino acids.
AUGUGUCUCAUGGUUGAUGAGGAACACAUGAGCUCUGUGAUGGAUUGGAAGAAAGAAGGUGCUCCGCUACCAUUUGUAAAGGCAGGUGAUGUUACCCUUGGCAAGCGGAGUUUGUCUUACUCUGGCGUGUUCAAGGUGGCGAUUGCCUCUCUCUUCACCAGGCUCUACAUGGCUCAGAUUGAGGGUUAUGAGACAGCGGAUCUGGUGCCAAAUGACGAUAUAGUGUGGGAUGUGAAACGCGGGACUGCUUAG